AUGCAAUUCUUGACCUACAGCGCCUUUUUUGCCAGCAUGUCGGCUCUUUCUGCGUUCGCGGCUCCAGCUUCUUCUCCCGCCGCCGCCAUCGUUCCCAAGCAAUCGUGUUGGACGGGCGGAAUACACAGCGCCUGCAACGGGGCUACAACUGGAUGCACGACCGAUGGAAUCUUGUGGUCCUUGGUCAUGCCACUACGACGCGGCGUGCAAUGCGUCCUGUUGAGCGCGAGAAAGUUAACAAACAGUCCAGCAAUGUGCAACGACAAAGUUGUUUCUAUGGAACAGAAGGCUCGUCUCAUAUUUGGUGGAAAGUCUUGUGACUACUCAUGUGCAUGA
Messenger RNA from Truncatella angustata, 336 nucleotides. RefSeq lists its product as uncharacterized. NCBI's taxonomy places the organism in Eukaryota, Fungi, Ascomycota, Sordariomycetes, Amphisphaeriales, Sporocadaceae. The record is from RefSeq and is a predicted model, not a curated record. The transcript has 2 exons. The coding region runs from base 1 to 336 and encodes 111 amino acids.